CUCCCAGUCCCAGUCACCCGAUAAAUACAGAGGUCCCCCACAACCUCCCUAUGGAAGAAUUAAAGUCAGUUGUGGGAAGCUGGUGGGUCGGGUUCAGGUUACCAUGGACUUGAGUGUGUCACAAAAGAGGCCUUCGGUGUUCCAAAAUGGGUGGAUGAAACUUGUUAACGAAACGGAUAAGCCAACCGCUAAGCUUCAUUUAACGGUCAGGGCUGAACCUGAUCCCCGAUUCGUUUUCCAAUUCGGUGGAGAACCAGAAUGUAGCCCUGUCGUGUUUCAAAUUCAAGGUAACGUUAGACAACCCAUGUUCAGUUGCAAGUUUAGCGCCGAUCGUUCAAGAUCUCGAUUGCUUUGUUUACCUGUCAAUUGUGAAACCAGACCCCUUCCUCCAGAUUUUACCAACAAGAAUAGAGGAUGGAUGAGAACAUUAUCAGGAGAGGAAAGGCAAGGAAGGGAGAGGAAGGUAUGGAUGAUAAUGAUAUAUGAUCUAUCUGGCUCUCCUGUUGCAGCUGCCUCAAUGAUCACUCCGUUUGUACCCUCCCCUGGCUCAGACCGUGUUUCCAGAUCAAACCCUGGUGCAUGGCUAAUACUUAGCCCUCACGGCUUCUCUUUCAGCAGCUGGAAACCAUGGGGUCGUUUAGAGGCAUGGCGAGAACGGGGUCCUGUCGAUGGUUUAGGCCACAAGUUUGAGCUUGUCACUGAGAAUGGCCCUAAUAAUGGUUUCCCUAUUGCCGAAGGUACAAUGAGUGUCAAAAAGGGUGGCCAAUUUUGUAUAGAUAGGAGAGUAUCCCGAGAUUCUACAUUGAGUUUGAGGUCACCUGUUAAAGGAUUUGUUAUGGGUUCGACUGUUGAAGGUGAAGGAAAGGUUAGCGAGCCUGUGGUACAAAUUGGGAUGCAGCAUGUGACAUGCAUGGCUGAUGCUGCACUGUUUAUUGCACUUUCAGCUGCCAUUGAUCUUAGCAUGGAUGCUUGCCAACUUUUCUCACGUAAACUCAGGAAGGAACUUUGCCAUGAUGAACAGGAUUCCUCUUCUUUAAACUUAAUUAAAAACCCUAUUUCACUGCAAAUUUCCCUUCCGCUGCCGUGAUAACCACUUAGUUUUAGCUUUUCAUCAGUAAAGCACUGUUGGUUUGAGCAGAGAGCUGGACAACUGCAUCUUUCUUCUCUUUUUUUCCAUCCUUAAUUAUUUAUUUUUUUCCCCCAAAUGUUUUUCAAGUUUUCUUCUGUUUAGGUGUGUGGCUGCUGCUGAUCUGGUUUCUAAGAGUUUUUUAUCAUUUUGAUUCUGCUUUUAGUUUGUGUUUUGUCAAACACAAUAUGCAGGGAACAUUUCUCUUGUUGUUGGAUUAAGACCUUGCAGACUGAAAUAUAUAGAUAAAAAUUCAAUUGUAUCAUUGGUUGUUCAUAGUUUCCUUUUCGUUCUUCAAUUUUUUCAACAGCUUUAUCUUCAUAACUACUAAUAAAAAA
This is a messenger RNA of Durio zibethinus, 1464 nucleotides long. Lineage: Eukaryota; Viridiplantae; Streptophyta; Magnoliopsida; Malvales; Malvaceae. The record is from RefSeq and is a predicted model, not a curated record.